This is a messenger RNA of Prorocentrum cordatum, 1259 nucleotides long. Lineage: Eukaryota; Dinophyceae; Prorocentrales; Prorocentraceae. The record is from the annotation of a GenBank genome assembly.
AUGCCGGGCGUGCUCGCCCGAGAGGAUUUGCAGUCCGAGGACAGCAAGAGCGACCCCGGCAAGGGCUGUGGCCUGCCAGUCGCCACGUUUGAAGAGCUUGUCCACGCGGUGCUCCCACCUCAAGACGCGGACCUUGCGUCCGUGCAUCUGGUUGCCCUUGUUUUGCUGGGCCCUGUCCCGGAUCCAGUUGUAGUUUCUGUGCUCCAGAACCCUGUGCGUCACCCGGUCGCGGUCGUAGUCGCCCAGGCGUGCAACGUGACCGGCCCAUGUGAAAACGUGUUCGAAGUAGGUUUCGUCCCAGUCCCGGAAUGCAAAGUCUUCCUUCACUCGCUUUAUGCUCUGCCCGAUUCGCUGCAUGAAUGCUUCCGGAGCGGCAUCAUCUUCCUGAGCAGCCCCCGCAGUGUCGAGGUCUGCUUGACAGUCAGGUUCCAGCUCCCACUGCACCAGAAGAGCGACGUAGACACCAGAGAACGCAAGAGCUUCAAGCGCGCCCAGAUAGGGGGGCCAGUCGCACCCACAGAGCCGGCGCUCAUGGCGGCCCGGGCUCAUGGCGGCUUCGAGCGCCGGCGCUUCGGCUGGACGCCCGCGCAGCGGGCCGCGGAAGGCUUGGCGGAGGCUGGAUGCGGGGCGCCGCGGGUGACCCUCGAGCUUGUCCACCCGGCGAAGCAGAGUGGGCGACAUUUCGGCAAGGCGACGCAGGUGACGGCCAUAGUGCCUCAGUCCGCAGAUCGGGGUCCCAGACCGAACCCAGUGCUACAGCACAGUGUCCCCGUAGGCGCGGACGCGGCACCCCCGGAGGCGCGGGCGCCGCGCCCCGCGGCCACGCCCAGCGGCGGCUGCUGCGGCAGCGCGGCGCGGUGGCGGCUGCAGGCGCCCGUGCAGCCCAGCGGCGGCGCCACCGCCAGCUCGCCGUCGAAGGCGAGGCCAGGCGCGGCGGCACCACGCGGCGGCGCCGCGGGGGGGGCCUGCGGCGAGGAGCGGGCGAAGCCCAGGGAUCAGGCGGUGCCGAAGCGGACGUGCAGGAAAAGGUACACCUCGGACAGGACGGCGCGCUGGGCUUCUCGAAGCAGGCGUUCGAGGUGCUAGAGACGAAGUGCCCCGUCUUCGCCGAGCCCGACCUCUCCUCCAGGAAGGUGGGGUCGAAGUCCCGGGGCGGCAACGUGUGGGCCGCAGAGCUCACCGUCGACGGCUGGGUCCGGCUGCACGGAGAGCGAGUUGCCCCGCCCAGCGAUGGCGUUGUCAAGCUGAAUUACCAGGAC